ACAGGGAAUAGAAUAUUAUCUCUUUUUCUUUUGCACUUUGCUUCUCACUCUUCUUUUUCUCUCUCUAAAAUUCCGUGUCCAUGGAGCCUCCACCUUCCUAUUCUUCUUAUUCUGUGUUCUCAAUCUCACUUCACUGCCACCCACAAAUGCACGAUCCCAUUUUCUUCUUUCUCUUCUUCGCAUCCCUCUCUCUCCUCUCUCUCACCUUUCUCUCUUUCUCUCUCUACAAACGCUUCUCGAAGAAGGAACACGCACACAACCAUUCUUCCCCUGACCGAGAAAAUGACCCGACCCAUUUGACCCGAUCGAUUUUAUUUGAAGUUCUGCCGCCCGAUUCUGCGAAAUGGGCGAGCUUGUUUGAGGAGCCAGAUUCGGGUUCGUCGGGUUUGGAGGGCCCGGGAGGGGAUCAAAGAGGGAAGAAGAAGAAAAGGAAGGCUAAGAAGAAGAGAACGAAUUCGGGAACCGAAGAAGAGAAAGGCGCGGAGUUGGAGAGCGGGAAGACGGGUUUGGAUUCGGGGCUCCGACUUGAAUCCGCGUGCUUGUACCCGUUUACUUCUUCGAGUAGUGCUAUGCAGAGAAGGAUCAAACAACAGUAUGAUGAACUCGUCAAGUGCAAUGAGUCUAAGAAAUUGACGCUGGCACAGGUUUUUCUUAGUUUCCAAUCCUUUUUUUUUUUAUGUAUAUUUUUCUUAAAUUUUGAAUUUUGUUUGUUUGGUGUAUGAUGCGUUUUUUUUUUUUUUUCAUUAAUUUGUGGCCCUUUUGUUUUAUUGUAGAAAUUCAUGGUUAUAUUUUGAAUUUGCUUGCUACCAUUUCCCGCAAGUGUUGAAUUGGGUGAUAUAAUACAAUAGGGAAAUGAGCAAUUCUGUGUCUUUAGCUUUGUGUGCUUGCUCUCUAUAUAUGCAAGGAUUGUAUAUUUUUUGGUGCUUUUGAGAACGUUAUUCGUUAUUGAGAUGGCAUGGAGAAAGAAAAUAAAGGGAAAGAAUGGUUGCUGAUUGCACUAGCCACGAGCUUAAUGUUUAGGAACUGGCAUUAGGCUUAUUCUUUGUGGAGAUUGUUAGUUUGGUUAUUUGUUGAAGUGAGGGAGUUAUCUGAAGAAUUCCUUCAAAAUAAAAAGACCUGAUUCUCUGUGGAGGAUGCAUAUUAGAUUGGAUUG
Abrus precatorius (Indian licorice) is the source of this 1153-nucleotide messenger RNA. RefSeq lists its product as uncharacterized. The transcript has a single exon. The record is from RefSeq and is a predicted model, not a curated record. Bases 81 to 722 code for a protein of 213 amino acids. Lineage: Eukaryota; Viridiplantae; Streptophyta; Magnoliopsida; Fabales; Fabaceae.